AUGACCGGCCUCUUCCCCUCCAUCCCCGUGCCUCAGGCGCUCGUCUCCACGCUCGCACGCCCUACCGCCGCCAUCGCGCGAUCCUCCAUCCUCGCCCUCUUCUCCAAGCUCACUGUCGGAGAACUCGAGGUGCGCCUGCCCUCGGGUCAAGUACACCGCUUCGGUGACCCCACGCUCGUUCGCAGCAAGCAGCACAAUCACGAAGAACCCGACUCCACCGCUGCAGCCAAGCUCAAGUCAUCCUCCGCUGCACCUGCCGUCGCACCCAACUCGGCUACCGCACCACACGCCGUGCUCAUCGUCAAGAACGAUGCAUUCUGGACACGCAUGUUCUUCGGCGCCGAUCUCGGUUUUGCAGAGGCAUACAUGAUCGGAGACGUAGACACCCCCGACCUCGCCGCCUGCUUCGACCUCUUCAUCCUCAACCGCACCAGCCUCAACAACCUCGAGAACGUCAGCCUCGCAAGCUCCCUCAUCGCCUCCGCACAGGGCAUGCUCAACAAGCGCUACGCCAAUACAAAGGUCGGCAGUCUGCGCAACAUCGGCGCACACUACGACAUCAGCAACACCAUGUACAAGGCCUUCCUCUCCAAAGACAUGACCUACUCCUGCGCCGUCUUUGACACGCUCGAUGCCGACGUCUCGGGGCCCUUGCUCGCUCAGAUCAACCAGCAGACGCGCGCCGCUCUCGGCACCGCCACCAACGGCCAUCCCAACCCGGCAGCCGCAGCCGGCGUCUUUGAGCCUCUUCGAUUCACCUCCGACGCCACCGCCCACUCCGACAGCACAUCAACAGGCGUGCCGAGAACAGACGACCUGCCUACGCCUCCCUCCGAGGCCGAUGCACACGCCCGGGCACAGUCGGCUGCAGCCGACUACGACGAGCUCGAAGAGGCGCAGAAGAACAAGCUCCGCCUCAUCAUCCGUCGCGCCAACAUCCGCCCCGGCGACCGCGUCCUCGAAAUCGGCACCGGCUGGGGUUCCUUCGCCAUGGAGGCCGUCCGCAUGACCGGCUGCACCGUCGACAGCGUCACCCUCUCCGUCGAACAGAAGGCGCUUGCCGAGCAGCGCAUCGCCGAGGCUGGCCUCGAGUCCAAGAUCAAGGUCCACCUCAUGGACUACCGCGACUUCCCCGCCAGCUGGACCGACUCCUUCGACCGCGUCUGCUCCAUCGAGAUGCUCGAGGCGGUCGGCAUCGAGUUCCUGCCCAUCUACUUCUCCUGCGUCGACCGCGUGCUCAAGCGUCAGGGAGGCGUCGCCGUCUUCCAGUGCAUCACCAUGCCCGAAUCGCGCGCCGAAGCCUACUACAAGGGCGUCGACUUCAUCCGCAAAUGGAUCUUCCCCGGCGGCGUGUGCCCCUCGGUCACCUCGCUCGUCAACGGCGCCACCGACGGCUCCAAGGGCAACCUCAUCCUCGACACGCUCGUCAGCAUCGGCCCGCACUACUCGCGCACGCUGCGCGAGUGGAACAACCGAUUCCAGGCCAACUUUGACAAGAUCAUCCGCCCCGCCCUCCUGCGCGACCACGACGAGAUCAGCAACCUCCCCGCCCAACAGCAGCAGCACGAGGUCGACGUCUUCCGCAGGAAAUGGAUCUACUACUUCGUCUACUGCGAGGUCGGCUUCACCCAUCGCGUCAUCAACGACCACAUUCUCGCCUUCACCCGCGAAAACAACACCUCCCUCCCCGUCUGCUCGGGCUAG
Moesziomyces aphidis is the source of this 1704-nucleotide messenger RNA. NCBI's taxonomy places the organism in Eukaryota, Fungi, Basidiomycota, Ustilaginomycetes, Ustilaginales, Ustilaginaceae. The record is from the annotation of a GenBank genome assembly.